Myotis lucifugus (little brown bat) is the source of this 1671-nucleotide messenger RNA. RefSeq names its product serine protease 35 (gene PRSS35). The coding region runs from base 124 to 1362 and encodes 412 amino acids. Lineage: Eukaryota; Metazoa; Chordata; Mammalia; Chiroptera; Vespertilionidae. The record is from RefSeq and is a predicted model, not a curated record. Gene Ontology annotation, biological process: proteolysis. Gene Ontology annotation, molecular function: serine-type endopeptidase activity. The transcript is spliced from 2 exons.
CUCAUGCCACUGCUCGAUCUGUGGCUUCAGAAGUUGGCGGCAUCUCAUACCAGCCUACUGAAUUUGAAUCUUUUCAGAUCUCUUAUUAAGUCACUCAUAUAAAAGACAAGAGAGAAAAACACAAUGGAAAAGACGCUACUGUGGUUGAUCUUUUUCACGCUUGGGUGGCCCCUCACUGAUGGAUCAGAGAUGGAGCAGGAUUUUAUGUGGCAUCUGAGAAAAGUACCCCGGGUUGUCAGUGACAGGACUUUCCAUCUCACCAGCCCCACGUUUGAGGCCGAUGCCAAGAUGGUGUUAAAGAAAGUGUGUGGCAUCGAGUGCCAAAAAGAGCUCCCAGCUCCCAGCCUCUCUGACCUGGAAGAUUCUCUCUCCUAUGAGACUGUCUUUGAGAAUGGCACCCGGACCUUGACCAGAGUGAAAGUGCAAGGUCUGGUCCUGGAGCCCACGCCAAACACCACCGCCAGAGGGGUAUCGGCCAGGAGAAAGAGGCAGGUGUAUGGCACAGACAGCCGGUUCAGCAUCUUGGACAAAAGAUUCCUCACCAACUUCCCUUUCAACACCGCCGUGAAGCUGUCCACGGGCUGCAGUGGCGUUCUCGUGUCCCCCAAGCACGUUCUGACCGCCGCCCACUGUGUGCACGACGGGAAGGACUAUGUGAAAGGGAGUAGGAAGCUGAGGGUAGGGCUGCUGAAGAUGAGAAAUAAAGGAGGUGGCAAGAGACGUAGGGGUUCCAGGAGGAGCAGGAGAGAAGCCAAUGGUGAUGACCAAAGGGAGGGCAGCAAAGAGAAUCUGAAGGAGACAGGCAAGGCUGCAAGGAGGAGAAAGAACUCUGCUGGGGGUCAGAGGGGCGCUGAGGGCGGGCCCUCCUUCCAGUGGACCCGCGUCAAGAACACCCACAUCCCCAAAGGCUGGGCCACGGGAGGGAGAGGGGCCGCCGCCUUGGACUACGACUACGCUCUUCUGGAGCUGAAACGCGCUCACAAAAAGAAAUACAUGGACCUAGGAAUCAGCCCGGCCCUCAGGAGGCUGCCCGGGGGCAUGAUCCACUUCUCCGGCUUUGAUCAGGACAGAGCUGAUCAGCUGGUCUACCGGUUUUGCAGCGUGUCCGAGGAGUCCAGUGAUCUCCUCUAUCAAUACUGCGAUGCCCAGCCGGGCUCCACCGGCUCCGGGGUCUACCUGCGUCUGAAAGAGCCAGACAAGCAUUGGAAGCGCAAGAUCAUCGCGGUCUAUUCCGGCCACCAGUGGGUGGACGUGCAGGGCGAGCAGAAGGACUACAACGUGGCGGUGCGCAUCACGCCCCUCAAGUACGCCCAGCUGUGCCUCUGGAUCCGCGGGGAGGACGCCGACUGUGCUUACGGGUAACGGGACCCCGAAACCAGGCCGCGGACGACCUAAGUCGCAGGGGAAACCAGUUCCGAUGAUUGUAGCAAGACCACCUCACGGAGUGUGCCUGGACACGAACUCUAUUAAUAGCAUUUCAAUAUUUUUAUAAAUUUACUUUUGUCCAAAGGAGGAGAUUUUCCUGCAUGUAAAACCGUUUGGGUAAAGUUAUUGAUGGGCAUUUCCAUGCCAAGUAUAUAUUCUUCUUCACAUGGUGGUAAGUUUGGUUUGUGCAAAAUAAUUUUUUUUCCUGCUAGCCUUCUUAAAAAUUAGACACUCUUUAAACCUUCA